AUGGCGGGACAACAGCAUAUCCCUUUGGUUGUUGGAGACAUAACCCAUUUCCUGAAGGAGCAUAGAGAGACGAAGAUCCGUUCCACGGUAUUAGGAAGCUCCGAUUUCCAGCUGGAGCAACUUCAAGAGACGCACGUCAUGUCCAUCACAAGUGGUGAGACUCGUCACUCUUCCAUCUUCGACCCCGUUGAAUCUUCAUCCUCCGUUUCGUCGGCCUUACCAGGGCGACGGCUCCCGUGCGAAUUCUACUGGCAUGGCGAUUGCGAAGAGACGUUCGAUCUCCGUGACAUCGACGGCUGGGUAGACCACGUUGUGGCCCACCAUCUCGAUAUGAUACUGCCAAGCAAGAGCUGUUGCUGGUUUUGUGAUGAGGUCGUGUUCCACGCCCAGCCCGAAACCCAGCAACAGUGCCGACUCAGCUAUACGGAUAGAAUGCAUCACAUUGCAGACCACUUUCGCCGAGGGGCAACCCUCGCUGGUGUUCGCCCUGACUUUGACUUUCUCGACCAUCUCCACAUGAACGAGUUGAUAUCUGAAGGAAGCUUCCAGCGUGCUAGAAACUUUCACGAAGCGCCUCAGCCAAAAAAUGGCAUCAAGUCUGUGCAAACAGUUGCAAGAGUAGAUCGGGGAGCUGUUAUAGAGGUGAGAUCUCGCCCGCUACGUCGCCCGCGAGGUCGCCCCGAAUCUCAUACCAGUUAUCGCUCAUAA
Molecule: messenger RNA, 708 nt
Organism: Trichoderma harzianum CBS 226.95
Lineage: Eukaryota; Fungi; Ascomycota; Sordariomycetes; Hypocreales; Hypocreaceae
Exons: 2
Coding region: 1-708 (235 amino acids)
Source: RefSeq, a predicted model, not a curated record